CUGUUGGGACACAAAGCUGCACAGUGGAACAGGGAUUGGACACAUUCCUGGACAGGUGUUUGUAGAGCAGGCUGCACUCUGAAGAUAAAUAACUGCCACCUCUGUGCUUCCUGUCAUGGAAUCAACAUCACACAGGUUUAGCUCAUUGCAGGGCUAAACAAUAAAUGUUUGCAACCUCACAAACUGCACACAACUGUUGUAUAGAACACUAGAAGUGUUUCCUUGCUGACCUGGUAGAGGGGAACUUCCUCCACGUGGUGCUGAACUGUUGAUGAGACAAAACUGUGUAAUUGUGACAUCCUACCCUUAAGAGUGGGAUGUCACAGUGGUGGGACACUAAGUCCUAGCAGGUGCAAGUUCUCUCUCACAUCUGAAGAUAGUAGUUCCAGUAGAAUCCUGAAUAAUGAGUUCGAGUGUACCUGGACAGCACCCGUGCCUGUAGUGUCUGCUCUGUGGAAUUUAUUUAAACCUGUUUUCAUCACAGCUCUGUAGUGCCUGAGUGGUAACACUGGCUGGAUUCCUGGGCUUAUCCCACUGUCUCAUGUGGGGCGAGGAUCAUCACAUCACUUUCACAGCUGUCUAAGAUUGCUGAGGUACAAAGCCUGUUUCUGGGAGGUCCAACAUCAAACAGCACAAGGCUGCAAUUUUUUAAUCUUUGUGUCAAAACUGCUGUUUCCUUUCAUGUUCAUUUGGUCCCACCAAACCCAGCGUUUGCUGCUCAGAGCAGCAGGUGCUGCCUGUUUUGAGGACUGUGCUGUGCAACUGCCUUUGCUACAGCAACCCCCUUCCACUCCUUUCCCCAGCAGCACAGCAAACUGACGUGUGGGAGGAAGCUAUGGCAUCAAAGGAGCCUGCCUCCUUUGUGGACCGGACCACCUGGGAGCUCCUCAACCUGCUGGACAUGCUGGGAAGGCGGAAUGGACGGGUGGGAGUGAUGGAGGUGGACGAUGCCGAAUCAAGAGCCCCCUCAUUGCUGGUGGACUUUACCCGGGACCUGUGUGGCACAGGUGACAUCAAACAUAAGCCACAGCAGACAGGGAGUGAGGGAAAGGAAGAGGAGGAUGUGAUGCCGCCACAUCUGAUCUUUAUGCUGUGGCAAGCCAGUGUGUUGAAGAGGCUCAUGCAGUGGGAUCACUUGGAUGAGGCCAUCCGGGAUGUGAGGAACCUCCUCCCUUGCCUGCCGGAUGUGCUGGUGCUUGUGAUGAUCCGUCCAGAUCGCCAGGAGCAGCUGGACCAGGCAGUGAGAGCACUGAGGAGAAUGCACUGUGUGCUGGAUGGGGCCCUGCAACUGCCCGUGGAGACAGCGAUCUACAGCCCAGGCCAGCCUGGAAGUGUCCUGGAGGCAAAGAGAGCUGCCUGUAGAGCACUGAGAGAAGCCUUGAACUGCCAUGAAGAAGUCGACUCCCAGGAGCCAUUUAUUAUUUCGCUCCCGGAGCUCAGAUACUGCCGUGUUCUGCCUGAACGUAGGCAAGACAAGGUAUCAAAGACGGAUGGAGAAUGAAUUCCCUUGGGCAGCAGAACCUGUCAGAUCUUUUCUUGCCCUAAGGUCUUCAUUAUCAUGAAAAGAAGGAUUAAAAGCCUGAUAUUUAUCUCA
Messenger RNA from Pipra filicauda (Wire-tailed manakin), 1594 nucleotides. RefSeq lists its product as uncharacterized. Lineage: Eukaryota; Metazoa; Chordata; Aves; Passeriformes; Pipridae. The record is from RefSeq and is a predicted model, not a curated record. The coding region runs from base 836 to 1501 and encodes 221 amino acids. The transcript has 4 exons.